Molecule: messenger RNA, 4663 nt
Organism: Synchiropus splendidus (mandarinfish)
Lineage: Eukaryota; Metazoa; Chordata; Actinopteri; Syngnathiformes; Callionymidae
Gene: mpz
Product: myelin protein zero
Exons: 6
Coding region: 149-835 (228 amino acids)
Biological process (GO): myelination
Cellular component (GO): membrane
Source: RefSeq, a predicted model, not a curated record
GAGUGGUGGGGGUCCGGUAUAAACCGAAGGCUCGCUGGCUUUUCUGUUGUUGUCCCUGGUUAACGUCGUCGCCCGGCGUCCCCGUCUCCCUCUGCUGCAGAGUCUUGGUCCACUUUUGGUUCUGGUCCAGCCGGAGCUCACACAAGUCAUGCUGACGGUUCUGGCGCUCGCGUCCGUGGUCCUCCUGGGAAUAGCUCCCGAGCCGUCCCGGGCCAUCGUCAUCUACACCGGCUGGGAACGACAUGCUCUGGUGGGCUCCGACAUCCGACUGUCCUGCUCCUUCUUCUCGUGGCGCUGGACCUCCGAGGACGUCACCUUCUCCUGGACCUACAGACCCGACGGCUCGCGGGACAGCAUCUCUAUCUUCCACUACACGGGUGGCAUGCCGUACGUGGACAACAAAGGCCCCUUCAGGGACCGUCUGGAGUUCGUGGGGAACCCAAGUCGCCGUGACGGCUCUAUACUGCUGAAGAACCUGGAUUUCAGCGACAACGGCACCUUCACCUGCGACGCCAAGAACCCCCCUGACAUCGUGGGCCGGCCCUCCAGCGUCCGCCUGCUGGUGUUUGAGAAAGUGCCGAUCCAGGCUGGCGUGAUCACCGGCUCCAUCAUUGGCGCGGUUCUGGGCCUGCUGGUUCUCAUCGUGGUCAUCUACUACCUGAUGAGGUUCCUGGUGGCGCGCCGUGUCUUCAGCCUCAGCGUCAGCAAACAUGGCAAGAAAAAGAAAGAGGGAUCACAGCAGAGACAGGGCCCCGCACCUUCCACUGACUCCUCCAAGGUGAAGGCCGCUGCCUCGGAAAAGAAGAAGCAGGAGUCACGCAAGGAUAAGAAAUAGGAUUCGGGGCGGGGCUGGGGUUGGCUCGCCGGCCGGCUCUUCCAGCCCGUCCAUCAGGGGGCACCCAAGUCCAAGCAGCAGAAAACAGUUAUUAAGAAGACGGAGCUGUCGGCGGGAGGGGCGGAGGAAGGGGCCGGCCGGGUGUUGAUGACCAUCGAGCUGGAGCUGACCCGCAAGAACGGGGAGGAAGCGUCCAGCGGCGUGGGAGGCGUGCGCCGCUCCAGACCACUGGGCUUCCUCACUGACCUCGCCGACCAACUCACCUUCAGAUAACUGUCCAGUCACGAGGCGGGGAGACCAGAGGGGGCCGACACUGAGCCCCAACUUGUGAGAAGAUCCACUCAACUGUCCCUCCAAGAUUUCACAAAUAACCACAAUAUGAAAAAAUUGGAAAACACCCCAAGAAAGCAAGCUAGAAAUGAUCAUAAAAAAACCUCUUAAUUUCGGCAUUUGUGAAGUGCUGGCGGGCUCCUCUCGUCCCUGAGACCUUAAACCUUGUGAAUCCGCACUUUUGCCGGCUCAUGCUAAGCCGCGACUGGAACGCUAUCUUUUUACCCUCCUUCCCGCCCCAGUGAGACGCAUCUCCACUCAUCAGCAAGACAACUAGGUCGACGGCUUUGUGUCGAGUUUUUUCUCUCCUCCCUCUUCCCUUCCUCUCCUCCACUUUCUCCUCUGUGACUUUUCUGAUGACUUGGAAACUGUUUGCUAACGGCGCUAUCCUCUCUCUCCUGUCACUUCCCUUUCCCUCUCUUCUUCUUUCUCUCCUGUAGAUAAAGGUCUGACUCCUCCAUGACUGCCUCCACUCCUCUAGUCUGCUCCCUCCUUUUCUGCCCAGCCUGAUGCCAUUAUUCCCAGUUAUCUUCACUCUUUCUCGACCGUAGGACAGAUAGAAUAAUUCUUAGAGCAGCUGAUCGGUGGUCAGAAGUCUUGAAGGUGUAGCUACGCGGGUGUCCAUAUCGAUCGGCUUGAUUUUCACAAAAAGACAUGAAUAUUGCAGUUAUUCCGUUAUUUGGGCAGUUUGUAAAGAAUCUGGUCACAUGCUUCUACACGCUAGCUGCGUAACGAUUAUUGCCAAUCUUAAAAGACGGUUGACUCCCAAACCGAUAUUCCCGUGGCGGAACUUAUCAUGACGUAUUCUAGUGUAGCUAGCUUUCAGACGGUGCUAAAACAGUUUUGUUCCAAACUCGGAAUAAUGUCGGAGCUUUUCUAACCUCAAAAAGUGCCCAGUUCACUCUUGCCCGUUCAAGACACACUCUGGUUUGUCCUGUACAAGGACGUUCGAGAUAAACCAAAAUUUGCAUUCGAAGCGAACUGAGUUGUUUGUGUACGAUUCAAUGGCUGUGUUUCGGUGCUCUAGUGGAGAAAAAGGAUUGGAUUGUGACGAUGUUCGCGUUCGAACCGUUCAGUAUGUGCGGAACAGUUCACACCCAUAACUGAUGCCUAUGGUGCCCACGUGCUAACACAGUGGCUGAGCCAGCCCAGUCCCACUCCUAUUUCCUGUUCAAUCGUGAGCUUCUUUAAUUCCUUGACAUGUCUCAAGUGUUCCAAACUGCCUUGGAGUCGGGGUCCCAUAAAAGCAGCAUCAUAAUAGCGAUAUAAUUAUGACUAUUCCAUGUUUUUACAUUGGUGAAGCAAGCGCCUUCUGAACCGGAGCAUCAGUGCUUCUCUUGCUCUGUCGUUCGGCACCUAAUGACACCAUAACUUCCUAAAGAGCCGUCUGGAAGUCGUCCCCCUCCGGGUUUAGAGCCUCCCGAAUCGUCUCCCUUUAAUGUUUACGGCUUAUUCUGCCUGACGGAGCGAAGACUCGAGAUAAAAGAGAAUGCGAGAGAAAUAUGACUCCAGCUUUCGGCCGGUGUGGAUGGUGGUUCGAGCCCCGCAGCUGCGGCUGAUUCAAUCCUCUCAGAUCGGAGCUAAUGGAGGUAGUUGCGGCGUCCUCUGCCGCCGGAAGGCGGAUAUUUCCGGACCGGUCCAGCUCGCGGCUUACUGUAACAGCUGCACAUUUUUCACCAGCGGGUGGAAGGGGGCAGGUGCUGGGAGGCUGGCGGGGUGGCGACUGAUGACCUGCGAUGACGUCACGGGCCUGCUGGGGGCCGGCAGAUUCACUCUGGAGAGCUUUGCCAGGAAGAGCUCCGAAGUCACUGGAGGUCCGGUUAAUCCUCCUCUUCAACACAAUGCUAAUUAUUUUUACCGCCACCAGAAAUAUCUUUAUCAUCCUUCUCCGCUUUUCUGUUCGCUCUCCCUCCUCCUCCCCCUGUUCUUUAUGUCCCUUUAGCUCCGUUAUCUUGCCGCCGGCUGCAUUAUUCCCAAACACAAUCCACUCCGGUCUCUAAGCCUCUUCUUAUCAGACAGCUCCCUCUCCUCCGCCUCCUCUUCGUAGAUUUCCCACUGACCCCGCCCCCUCCCCCCGCGUCCCUCUCUUUUAAACCAAUGACCCCCAGCGUUGUACCCGCCUCCGUCGCUUCUUCAUCGCCUUAAAAUAAAUUGAGAAAUUAGCAAUCCAGCUAUCGGCACCUUCCUCUGCCGAAACUUUCCGUCUGGUUAUCAACUUAUGCGUGAUUCCUUAGACACAAUCCGAUCAAUAACUCUUUGCUUAUCAGGCCCCACACGCUGAUAGCUCAAUGCGCCACCUCUCCUCUACCUCAUCGCGCCUCGAUUUCUCUCUGAUGGACAGUCUGCCCCUUCAUCACGAACCGUGUCCUUCAAAAACUCAGCUUGCUUUCUUCACAAACACACCCACGUUUCUGCAGACUAAGUAAUCUAGCUAGCGUAGUUUCAGUUGUGUAAUAUUUGCUUCUAUUAAGAGCUUUUCAGCGUAGUUACCAUCUGUCAUAUUUCGCUUCUGUUCUUUAUCGACAACAUACACUUUCAAACGCCGCUUUCAUGAAAAUCAAACGCCCCUGGCUAGCAGACAUUACUUCCUCGCUUCAGGUUUCUCUCACUAGAUCAGACCAAAGUCAACUAUCAAAAGUCAGACAUUGACACAAAUGUUACAAUGUUAGCAUGCUUAAAUGGUAAUUACCGACAUGUACAUACUUCCACAAACUAGCAUCCACCAAAACUGUGUUUUUAAAAGCGUCGGCGCAAGUGGUGCUCCCUCUGGUGGUUACUUCCGAUAACCAUGGCUUGCGAUAUUUGUGACAUUUUAGUGGCAAUGUCUCGAAUUAACACCAAAGGCUUUCUACACUGAAAGUCUAGAAUUUUUCUGAAUGUCUUACGAGUUCUGACGAAACACGUUUUUGUGUAAAUAAGGAAUAUGGUGGCGUGUGAGACUCCGAUCUUCCGGAAGGUUCUGUGCUGCUUCUGUAACGUAGCAAAGAUUCUGGAAUGAUUACCGGCAGAUUAAGGUGCCGGUGGAAAGGAGGGGUGUGGGGUGUGAGAAAGCCUGCCAAGGAUCGGAAUCUUCUGGUGUGUAAAGUGGAAAAAUCCAUAUGUAUCAGCGCCGGUGCGGCUCGGUCUUCUCCCCCGAGCUUUCCUGCUCCUUCCUCGGCCAAAGAUGGAUCCAGAUCCAAGCGCUUGAUGUGCAAAGUUGACGGUCGACUUGAAUGUUCCUUUAAAUUGAUAACCGGAGUGGAGGUGCUCAAAUAAUCCCGACUGGACGUCCUCCCCUCGCUGUUUGAAGUCGUCUGCGAGAUUAAGCCACGCAGACCUGAGACAAGACACUAAACCACGUUUCGUGAACUGUAUUCCUGCACAUUAACCUCCUUUAUGUUAAACAGAGGAGCUUAUUUUGUACUUGAUUUAAUGCUUGUAAUCCCUCCAGCGCCAACUACAUUUGUGGAUUGUAAUAUAAUCUGUUGUAAAGAGAAAUAAAAUUGAUUCAAGCUCCAA